AUGAUGAGUCUCUCAAGUCUGCCUUCAGCGGCUACAAUGUUCCAGGCGUAUGCCUCAGUAUCUACUGCAAUUACAAUGUUUAAGACAAUGAUCCAUCAACUCAUCCCUCAGCAAGUUCAGUUGUAUAUCGAAACCAAAAUCCGUAGCUAUUUUCGCCCAAAUUCAUCAAAUGUAACUCUGGUUAUCGAAGAAAGAGAUGGCAUGGGCAUCAACGAUGUCUUCACUUGUGCUGAGAUCUAUUUGUCUGCACGAUUCAGCCCCGAAUUUCAACGUUUCAAAAUUACCAAACGACCCAAAGACACAGGUGUCAAUGUUAAAUUUGGGAAUUGUGGGAAAAUUACUGAUUCCUUUGAAGAGAUUGAAUUGGUUUGGAAGUUUGUUAAUGAAGCUCAAAAGUCGAUUUUGAGAUUUCAAGCUGAUAAUGAAGGUGAUUUUUCUGAGAAACGUUCUUUUGAGCUCAGCUUUAGCAAAGAACACAAGGACAGGAUAUUGAAUUGUUACAUCCCUUUUGUACUCAACACAGCCAAAACCAUGCGCGAUGAGAAAAAAAUUAUUCAAUUGCAUUCUCUAUCUAGUAAUUGUUACAGUUCUAUAAAUUGGGAUUCGGUGAACCUUGAGCACCCUUCAACUUUUGAGACAUUAGCUUUAGAACCCGCACUCAAAAAAACCAUAAUACAGGACCUUGAUAGGUUUUUAAGGAGGAAGGAGUUUUACAGGAGAGUUGGAAAAGCUUGGAAAAGGGGAUACUUAUUGUAUGGACCACCAGGGACUGGGAAAUCAAGUUUGAUUGCUGCAAUUGCUAAUUAUUUGAAAUUCGACAUAUAUGAUUUGGAAUUCUCAAAUAUAAAGCGGGAUGCUGACUUGAGAAGGCUCUUACUCAGCACCAAGAAUAGAUCAAUACUUGUCAUUGAAGAUAUUGACUGCAGUGUUACCAUGCCUGAAAGAAGUGAAACUCGCACAAAUUACAAUGGACGUUCACGGGAUCGGGAUCAAGAGAUUACACUUGGUGGCUUAUUAAACUUCAUAGACGGGCUAUGGUCGAGUUGUGGUGAUGAAAGGAUUGUUAUAUUUACCACAAAUAACAAAGAGAAGCUCGAUCCAGCUCUAUUGCGACCUGGACGAAUGGACAUGCAUAUUCACAUGUCUUACUUAACCAGUGAAAGCUUUACAGUGUUGGCAAAUAAUUAUCUGGAAAUAAGCGAUCCUCUUUACAACAAUUUUAAAGAAGCACAAGAAUUGAUUGAAGGGGCACAAGUCAGUCCGGCAGAAGUUGCUGAGCAAUUUAUGAAGAGUGAAGAUCCUCAUGUUUGCCUUGAAAGUCUUGUCAAGUUUCUCAAGCGAAAAAGGAUUACUAAUAUUGAGGAGCCCAAUACUACUCAUGAUGACAAACAACUUCAAUUAAAGAGGAUCAAAGCUUUGACUAUUCAUAAUUCACUUCACUCCUAA
Molecule: messenger RNA, 1446 nt
Organism: Solanum verrucosum
Lineage: Eukaryota; Viridiplantae; Streptophyta; Magnoliopsida; Solanales; Solanaceae
Product: AAA-ATPase At5g17760-like
Exons: 2
Coding region: 1-1446 (481 amino acids)
Molecular function (GO): ATP hydrolysis activity; ATP binding
Source: RefSeq, a predicted model, not a curated record